Propithecus coquereli (Coquerel's sifaka) is the source of this 3123-nucleotide messenger RNA. RefSeq names its product epidermal growth factor receptor substrate 15-like. NCBI's taxonomy places the organism in Eukaryota, Metazoa, Chordata, Mammalia, Primates, Indriidae. Gene Ontology annotation, molecular function: cadherin binding; calcium ion binding. Gene Ontology annotation, biological process: endocytosis; endosomal transport. Gene Ontology annotation, cellular component: cytoplasm; plasma membrane; clathrin coat of coated pit. The record is from RefSeq and is a predicted model, not a curated record. The transcript has 2 exons.
UGCAUGAUGGAAACACCAUGGCUGCGGCAGCCCAGUUCUCCCUGACACAGUUAUCAAGUGGGAAUCCUGUAUAUGAAAAAUACUAUAGACAGGUUGAUACAGGCAAUACUGGAAGGGUGUUGGCUUCUGAAGCUGCCGCUUUCCUGAAAAAAUCAGGGCUCCCAGACUUGAUACUUGGAAAGAUUUGGGAUUUAGCCGACACAGAUGGCAAAGGUAUCCUGAACAAACAAGAAUUCUUUGUUGCUUUGCGUCUUGUGGCAUGUGCCCAGAAUGGAUUGGAGGUUUCACUGAGUAGCUUGAACCUGGCUGUUCCUCCACCAAGAUUUCAUGAUACCAGUAGUCCUUUGCUAAUCAGUGGAACCUCUGCAGCUGAACUCCCCUGGGCAGUAAAAUCUGAAGACAAGGCCAAAUAUGAUGCAAUUUUUGAUAGUUUAAGCCCAGUGAAUGGAUUUCUGUCCGGUGAUAAAGUGAAACCAGUGUUACUCAACUCUAAGUUACCUCUGGAUAUCCUUGGAAGAGUUUGGGAAUUGAGUGACAUUGACCAUGAUGGAAUGCUUGACAGAGAUGAGUUUGCAGUUGCCAUGUUUUUGAUAUAUCGUGCACUGGAGAAAGAACCUGUGCCAAUGUCCUUGCCUCCAGCCUUGGUGCCACCUUCCAAGAGAAAAACGUAGGUUGUAUCCCCUGCAGAAAAAGCUAAAUAUGAUGAAAUCUUCCUGAAAACUGAUAAAGAUAUGGAUGGAUUUGUAUCUGGAUUGGAGGUUCGUGAAAUCUUCCUGAAAACAGGUUUACCUUCUGCCUUACUAGCCCAUAUUUGGGCAUUAUGUGACACAAAGGACUGUGGGAAGCUUUCAAAAGAUCAGUUUGCAUUGGCUUUUCACUUAAUCAAUCAAAAGUUAAUAAAGGGCAUUGAUCCUCCUCACAUUCUUACUCCUGAGAUGAUUCCACCAUCAGACAGGGCCAGUUUACAAAAGAGCUUCAUAGGAUCAAGUCCUGUUGCAGAUUUCUCUGCUAUUAAGGAACUAGAUACCCUUAACAAUGAAAUAGUUGACUUACAGAGGGAAAAGAAUAACGUGGAACAGGACCUUAAGGAGAGAGAAGAUACUAUUAAACAGAGGACAAGCGAGGUUCAGGAUCUUCAAGAUGAAGUUCAAAGGGAAAAUACUAAUCUGCAAAAACUACAGGCCCAGAAACAACAAGUACAGGAACUCCUUGAUGAACUGGAUGAGCAGAAAGCCCAACUGGAGGAACAACUCAAGGAAGUCAGAAAGAAAUGUGCUGAGGAGGCCCAGCAGAUCUCUUCUCUGAAAGCUGAAUUAACCAGUCAAGAAUCGCAGAUCUCCACUUACGAAGAAGAACUGGCCAAAGCCAGGGAAGAGCUGAGCCGCCUACAGCAAGAAACAGCAGAAUUGGAGGAGAGUGCGGAGUCAGGGAAGGCUCAGCUGGAACCUCUUCAGCAGCACUUACAAGAUUCACAACAGGAAAUCAGUUCAAUGCAAAUGAAACUGAUGGAAAUGAAAGAUCUGGAAAAUCAUAACAAUCAAUUAAAUUGGUGCAGUAGCCCACACAGCAUUCUUGUAAAUGGCGCAAAAGAUUAUUGCAGCCUCAGCACCAGCAGCAGUGAAACAGCCAACCUUAAUGAACACGGUGAAGGCCAGAACAACCUAGAGUCUGAGCCCAUACACCAGGAGUCUCCAGCAAGAAGUAGUCCUGAAAUACCACCUUCAGGUGUGACCGAUGAAAAUGAAGUGCUGACUAUAGCUGUUAAUGAAGAAGUUUGUCCUGAAUUUGACAGUGACAGACAUUCAAAAGAGGAAGAUCCAUUUAAUGUAGACUCAAGUUCACUAACAGAUCCAGUUGCAGAUACAAAGUUGGAUUUUUUCCAGUCCGAUCCUUUUGUUGGCAGCGAUCCUUUCAAGGAUGAUCCUUUUGGGAAAAUUGAUCCGUUUGGUGGUGAUCCUUUCAAAGGUUCAGAUCCAUUUGCAUCUGACUGCUUCUUCAAGCAGUCUUCCACUGAUCCUUUUGCCACUUCAAGCACUGACCCUUUCAGUGCAGCCAACAAUAGCAGUAAUACAUCGGUAGAAACAGUGAAGCACAAUGAUCCUUUUGCUCCUGGUGGAACAGUUGUUGUUGCAGGAAGUGAUUCAGCCACAGACCCUUUUGCUUCUGUUUUUGGAAGUGAAUCCUUUGGAGAUGGAUUUGCUGACUUCAGCACAUUGUUACAGGUCAACAAUGAAGAUCCUUUUAGUUCAGCCACAUUGAGCUCUGUCAGCAAUGUGGUUAUUACAAAAAAUGUGUUUGAGAAAACAUCAGUCAAAAGUGAAGAUGUACCCCCAGCACUGCCACCAAAGAUCGGAACUCCAACAAGACCCUGCCCACCACCACCUGGGAAAAGACCCAGCAACAAAUCGGAUUCUUCUGAUCCAUUUAAACUGAAUGAUCCAUUUCAGCCUUUCCCAGGCAGCGAUAGCCCCAAAGAAAAAGAUCCUGAUAUGUUUUGUGAUCCAUUCACUUCUUCUACUACUACCACUACCAAUAAAGAGGCUGACCCAAGCAAUUUUGCUAACUUCAGUGCUUAUCCCUCUGAAGAAGAUAUGAUUGAAUGGGCCAAGAGGGAAAGUGAGAAAGAGGAAGAGCAGAGGCUUGCCCGACUGAAUCAGCAAGAGCAAGAAGACUUAGAACUGGCCAUUGCACUCAGCAAAUCUGAGAUAUCAGAAGCAUGAAGAAUUCUUUUGUCCUUUGUCAAUAAUACAGUACUCUUCUGCCUGAAUGCUGAAGCUAUUUACAGUGUGUAUCAAAACUACCUAUGAGCAUGGGAAUACAAAAUGUUUGAGAUUCCUUUAAAUGUGACAAAAUUUUAGGUUUUUGUUGUUUUUUGUUUUCUUUUUUUUACUCCAUUUCAGGUUUGUCACUUUUUUUUCUUGUAAAAGCAGUAACCCAGUGAGAUAACUUCACUGGGGCCCCUGCCUAUGCCUGCCUAAGCUACUUUUACUUGUAAAGCUAGAGCACCCAAGCUUCUGCCUUCUGGAGUAUAGAGAAAUAGUUUCACCCUGUGCUACCCUUGUUCUGUAGUUAUUCUGAUGAUAGCCAGUGGGGUUCUUAAAGUUUGCAGUCUUCUCCCCUGAU